Racocetra persica is the source of this 309-nucleotide messenger RNA. NCBI's taxonomy places the organism in Eukaryota, Fungi, Glomeromycota, Glomeromycetes, Diversisporales, Gigasporaceae. The record is from the annotation of a GenBank genome assembly.
AUUAAAUGAGAUACCAUAUAUUAAUAAAACUUCAGAUAGUUUUAUUUUUUCAUUUACUGACCAAUCAAACCCAAUAUUGAGUAGAGUAAUUGUAAGAAAAAAUGACAAGGCCAUUUGGAGUGAUAAAUAUCAUGGACCCUGUUUUGGAAAUUUCGAUUUAUGCAUGCAAUCAAAUCAUGGAAUCAGUAAACGUAAUGAUUAUUAUUGUAAAAUAACCAAUUUACACCAGUUUACUGUUAAAGAAUAUGAAGUUUUAGCAUUUGAGGAUUCUAAUUCUAGAGAAAAUGUAGCUUUAAAAAGAAUACAGGA